Medioppia subpectinata is the source of this 567-nucleotide messenger RNA. Lineage: Eukaryota; Metazoa; Arthropoda; Arachnida; Sarcoptiformes; Oppiidae. The record is from the annotation of a GenBank genome assembly.
ACGGCUCGGUAUCAGACACUGGACUCGUGCGAUGCCAUCGACCUCUUUGACCGAUACGAGGAUGACUUGAGUGAGUUUGGCGUAUAUAUCGGCUCAAACACCGCUCCCAACGCAACUCACGUACGGAUACUCUAUUCAAAUGGAUUCAGAAAUGAAGGAAGUUUUUACGGCAUAGCUAUUGGUAUUGUGAUUAAGGGUCCGCUGGCGCUGUUGGGCGACGCAUACCUCGAGAUCCUGGAUCUGCCAAACUUUAGUCCAUAUAGUUGUCAGUCAGAGCCCGGUGUGACUCAAUUGGUUGGUUCCAGUGAGAAGAUCAUCGCCAAUCUGGACGUUCAAAACUUGCUAUCAAUCAUGGAUUUGGACUCAAUUAUCACUAAAAUAAGGAGCAAUAGACUCGUUGACUGUUUGGGCUGUAUUACAGUGCAGUACAGCCCCGGACUCGUGGCCAGUGAUGUGCUCACCAAUGAAGGCACUGUACAACCGGUCGAAGAAACGCAACCAAAACCCAAACUCAAGAAUUAUUUUAAAUAUAAUAACAAACGAAAGAUAUUUGUUGACAAAUUGGGC